This is a messenger RNA of Sus scrofa (pig), 8530 nucleotides long. RefSeq names its product autophagy related 2B (gene ATG2B). Gene Ontology annotation, molecular function: phosphatidylinositol-3-phosphate binding; protein-membrane adaptor activity. Lineage: Eukaryota; Metazoa; Chordata; Mammalia; Artiodactyla; Suidae. Gene Ontology annotation, cellular component: phagophore assembly site; phagophore. Gene Ontology annotation, biological process: autophagy of peroxisome; piecemeal microautophagy of the nucleus; glycophagy. The record is from RefSeq and is a predicted model, not a curated record.
CGUCUGCGCCCGGCCCAGGACUGGGAAUCCAAGUCUCGCGAACGCGCCAGGGGCGUCCCGCAGCCGGGAGCGCGCCCCGCGGAUGACAACAAAUUCGUCGCGCGGCAGCGGUGGAGGAGUCCGUCUCAGCCCCGGUCGCAGGCGGUGCUGCCGCCUCGUGCGGUGUCUUGCACCCUCUUUCUGUGCCGACCAGGAACCCCUUGGAAGCCCCCAGGCUUGGGGCCGCUGGGACUCCGCACCUUGCCCGCGCCAGGCCUAGCGCGAGCGGCGCGGCGCUGGUGAUGGGGUCGCCCUGAGGGACGCCCAGCGCUGAGCGGGCAUGGAGGGCCCUCCCCGGGCCUAGGCCCCGCUGCAGCCUGGGCACACUGGCCGGGAUCUGAGGCGCCGUCACCGCCGCCGCCGCCGCCUGGAGCGGGAGCCUGGCCCCGAGGCCGGAGCCGCCUGCAGCCCCCGUCAGCCCAUCUGCCAGCCCUCAUCAUGCCUUGGCCGUUUUCAGAGUCCAUCAAGAAGAGAGCCUGUAGGUACCUCCUGCAGAGGUACCUGGGCCACUUUCUGCAGGAGAAACUGAGCCUGGAGCAGCUCAGCUUGGACCUGUACCAGGGCACCGGGUCCCUCGCCCAGGUCCCCUUGGACAAAUGGUGUCUCAACGAGAUCCUGGAGUCCGCAGAUGCGCCUUUAGAAGUCACUGAAGGAUUCAUUCAGUCCAUUUCUCUGUCAGUUCCAUGGGGCUCCUUGCUACAGGACAAUUGUGCACUGGAAGUGAAAGGGUUAGAAGUGGUCUUCCGACCUAGACCUCGCCUAGCAACUGGUUCUGAGCCUAUGUAUUGGUCAAGUUUCAUGACUAGCAGUAUGCAACUGGCAAAAGAAUGUCUUAGCCAGAAACUAACAGAUGAACAAGGAGAAGGAUCCCAGCCUUUUGAAGGACUUGAAAAGUUUGCUGAAACCAUUGAAACAGUACUAAGAAGAGUAAAAGUCACUUUUAUAGACACUGUCUUGAGAAUUGAACAUGUGCCAGAAAAUUCCAAAACUGGAGCUGCACUUGAAGUUCGAAUAGAAAGAACCAUGUACUGUGAUGAAACUGCCGAUGAGUCCUCAGGAAUUAAUGUUCACCAGCCAACAGCUUUUGCUCACAAGUUGCUUCAGCUCUCUGGAGUCUCUCUCUUCUGGGAUGAGUUUUCUGCAUCAGCAAAAUCUUCCCCAGUGUGUUCAACUGCACCAGUGGUGAGGAAAACAAAACAAAAGGAAACUGAGCCAAAGCUGUCACCUAGCUGGAAUCCCAAAAUUGUUUAUGAGCCACACCCACAACUAACUAGAAAUUUGCCAGAGGUGGCACCAUCGGAUCCAGUGCAGAUUGGAGGGCUAAUUGGUAGGUUGGAGUUGAGUCUCACACUGAAACAGAAUGAAGUACUUCCUGGAGCUAAGUUGGAUAUUGAUGGACAGAUAGACUCUAUACAUCUGUUCCUGUCGCCAAGACAGGUACACCUGCUUUUGGAUAUGUUAGCAGCUAUUGCUGGACCAGAAAAUUCAAGCAAAAUUGGGUUAGCUAAUAAAGAUAGAAAAAAUCGACCCAUGCAGCAAGAAGAUGAGUAUCGCAUUCAGAUGGAAUUAAACCGGUAUUAUUUGAGGAAAGAUUCCCUCUCCGCAGGUGUAUCCUCAGAGCAAAGCUUCUAUGAGACAGAAACAGCUCGAACACCUUCUAGCCGGGAAGAAGAAGUUUUCUUCUCCAUGGCCGAUAUGGACAUGUCCCACAGUCUCUCUUCUCUUCCACCCCUGGGGGAACCCCCAAAUAUGGACCUUGAGUUAUCAUUAACUAGUACAUACACAAAUACUCCAGCAGGAUCUCCAUUAAGUACUACUGUGCUUCAGCCAACAUGGGGAGAUUUCCUUGAUCACCAGAAAGACCAGCCAGUGAGAGGAUCAACACUACCAUCCAACCUAGUUCACCCGGCGUCUUUACAGAAAACUUCUCACCCUACCAGAUCUGUUUCAGUGGAUGAAUCCAGGCCUGAACUUAUUUUUAGACUAGCUGUGGGAACUUUUUCAAUCUCUGUGCUUCACAUCGAUCCUUUAUCUCCACCUGAAACGUCAUUGAAUCUUAAUCCAUUGACACCCAUGGCGAUAGAAUUCUUUACUUGUAUAGAAAAGAUUGAUCCAGCGGGAUUUUCAACGGAAGAUUUUAAGUCUUUUCGAGCAGUAUUUGCAGAAGCUUGUUCUCAUGAUCACCUUAGAUUUAUAGGUACUGGCAUCAAAGUAUCCUAUGAACAAAGACAGAGAUCAGCCUCCCGAUGUUUCAGCACGGACAUGUCCAUCGGGCAAAUGGAACUUUUGGAGUGCCUGUUUCCCACCGACUCUCAUUCUGUUCCGCCUCACUAUACAGAGCUUUUAACGUUCCAUUCCAAAGAACGGACUGAUUCCCACCCCCCUGUGUGUCUUCAGCUUCACUAUAAGCAUUCUGAGAAUAAAGGACCCCAGGGUAAUCAAGCAAGACUUAGUUCUGUACCUCAGAGGGCAGAAUUACAAAUUAAAUUAAAUCCAGUAUUUUGUGAGCUGGACAUCAGUAUUGUGGACAGGUUAAAUUCCUUGCUUCAACCACAAAAACUUACUACAGUGGAGAUGAUGGCAUCUCACAUGUAUACUUCAUAUAAUAAGCAUAUUAGUCUGCAUAAAGCUUUCACUGAAGUAUUUCUAGAUGACUCACAUAACCCUGCAAACUGUCGUGUAUCAGUACAAGUUGCCACACCAGCAUUAAACCUUUCUGUUCGCUUCCCGAUACCUGAUCUUCGAUCAGAUCAAGAGAGAGGACCAUGGUUUAAGAAGUCACUUCAGAAGGAGAUUCUUCAUUUAGCAUUCACGGAUCUAGAAUUUAAGACUGAAUUCAUAGGAGGAUCAACCCCUGAACAAGUUAAAUUGGAACUUACCUUUAGAGAACUAGUUGGGUCAUUCCAGGAAGAUAAAGGAGAGCCGUCCGUUAAGUUUUUCCACGUGACUAGUGGAGGCGAUGGAGAGACGACGCCACCGGAUGACUUCGACUGGCCGCGAAUUGUACUGAAAGUAAACCCACCAGCCAUGCAUUCCAUUUUGGAGAGAAUAGCAGCCGAGGAGGCGGAGGAGAGUGACAGCCACUACCAGGAAGAGGAGGAGGGGGCCGCUCAUUCCCUGAAAGACGUUUGUGAUCUGAGACGACCAGCCCCAUCUCCCUUCUCUUCUCGUAGAGUGAUGUUUGAAAAUGAACAGAUGGUGAUGCCAGGAGACCCUGUAGAAAUGACAGAGUUUCAGGAUAAAGCCAUCAGCAAUUCUCAUUAUGUGCUGGAACUUACAUUACCCAACAUUCAUGUAACACUACCUAAUAAAAGCUUUUAUGAGAAGCUUUAUAAUAGGAUCUUUAAUGAUUUGCUGCUAUGGGAACCAACAGCUCCUUCACCAGUAGAGACAUUUGAAAAUAUUUCAUAUGGUAUUGGGCUUUCAGUAGCCAGUCAACUGAUCAAUACCUUCAACAAAGAUAGUUUUAGUCCAUUUAAAUCUACUGUUCACUAUGAUGAGGAGAGUGGGUCUGAGGAGGAGACUUUGCAGUAUUUUUCUACCGUUGAUCCCAACUAUCGUUCCCGUAGGAAAAAAAAACUAGACUCUCAGAACAAGAACUCGCAGAGUUUUCUCUCAGUUCUUCUGAGUAUUAAUCAUGGAUUAAUGGCAGUGUUUACAGAUGUAAAGCAAGAUAGUGGAGAUCUGUUGGAAAACAAACAUGGUGAAUUCUGGUUAGAAUUCAAUAGUGGUUCUCUGUUUUGCGUGACAAAAUAUGAAGGUUUUGAUGACAAGCACUACAUCUGCCUUCAUUCAAGCAGUUUCAGUCUCUACCACAAAGGCAUAGUGGAUGGAGCAGUUCCUUCUACAGAAACACGACUGCCCAGUUCAACCCGCCCACACUGGCUGGAACCUACUAUUUAUUCCUCUGAAGAAGACGGCCUCAGUAGAGCCACUUCGGAUGCUGUGGGAGGGGACCCACUGAAUAUGCUCUCAGUGGCAGUUAAAAUAUUAUCUGAUAAAUCAGAAUCCAAUACAAAGGAAUUUCUCAUUGCUGUAGGACUGAAAGGAGCCACUCUCCAGCAUAGAAUGCUUCCUUCUGGCCUUAGCUGGCAUGAGCAGAUUUUACACUUCUUGAAUAUUGCUGACGAGCCUGUUCUGGGAUACAGUCCUCCAGCUUCAUUUACCACCUUCCAUGUGCAUCUCUGGGGCUGUGCCCUUGACUAUAGGCCUCUUUAUCUACCGAUCCGAUCCCUUCUCACUGUUGAAACAUUCAGCGUUUCGAGUAGUGUUGCCUUGGAUAAAUCGUCUUCCACUCUCAGAAUAAUCUUGGAUGAAGCUGCUUUACAUCUUUCUGACAAGUGUAAUACUGUAACUAUAAAUCUGAAUAGAGAUUACGUUCGUGUGAUGGAUAUGGGGCUUUUGGAAUUAACCAUAACUGCAGUAAAGUCUGAUUCUGAUGAAGAGCAAACUGAGCCACGCUUUGAGUUACACUGUUCGAGUGACGUUGUCCAUAUUAGAACAUGCUCAGACUCUUGUGCUGCGUUAAUGAAUCUCAUUCAGUAUAUUGCAAGCUAUGGGGACUUACAUGCGGCUAACAGGGCGGACAUGAAGCCUGGAGCCCCUCAAAGAAAGAUGAAGGUAGAUUCUAGUGGCCGAUCAUCCUCACGUGGUCCAGUACUUCCUGAAGCAGAUCAGCAGAUAUUACGAGAUUUGAUGAGUGACGCUAUGGAGGAGAUUGAUAUGCAAGAAGCUGCUUCGUCUGUAAAACCACAGUCUAACGGUGUUUUGGAUGCGAAGUCUCAAAUUCAGGAGCCGUGUUGUUCAGACCUCUUCCUGUUCCCAGAUGAGAGUGGGAAUGUGUCCCAGGAGCCUGGCCCCACCUAUGCCUCAUUCACUCACCACUUGACCAGUGAUGCAAUGACAGGCGCGCCCACAGAGAAUGAUGACUUUUGCAUUCUUUUUGCACCAAAAGCAACCAUUCAGGAGAAGGAAGAAGAACCAGUUGUAAAAAUAAUGGUCGAUGAUGCAAUCGUGAUAAGAGAUAAUUAUUUUAGUCUGCCUGUUAAGAAGACAGAUACAAGCAAAGCCCCGUUACACUUUCCCAUUCCUAUAAUUCGGUACGUGGUUAAAGAAGUCUCCCUUGUUUGGCAUCUUUAUGGAGGAAAAGAUUUUGGAACAGCCCCUCCUACUUCUCCAGCUAAAAGUUUUAUUAGCCCCCACAGCUCACCGUCUCACACGCCUACAAGACAUGGACGUACUGUGGUAUGCGGGGGGAAAGGAAGAAACCAUGACUUUUUAAUGGAAAUACAGUUCAGCAAGGUGAAGUUUCAGCAUGAGGUCUACCCCCCAUGCAAACCAGAAUGUGAUUCCAGCCUCUUGGAACAUCCGGUCUCCCGGCAGGUGUUCAUUGUGCAGGAUCUAGAAAUUCGAGAUCGGCUGGCAACAUCCCAGAUGAAUAAGUUUUUGUACCUGUAUUGCAGUAAAGAAAUGCCCCGGAAAGCUCAUUCCAACAUGUUGACGGUUAAAGCAUUACACGUGCGCCCAGAGUCUGGCAGGUCCCCACAGGAGUGCUGCCUGAGAGUGUCACUAAUGCCACUUCGCCUCAAUAUUGACCAGGAUGCCUUGUUCUUCCUGAAGGAUUUCUUCACAAGUCUUUCUACAGAAGUAGAGAUUCUCAUGGCUCCAGAUCCUGAAGUUAAAAAGUCUCCUGGAGCUGAUGUCACCUGCAGUUUGCCAAGACAUUUAAGCACCUCGAAGGAGCCAAAUCUAGUCAUUUCUUUCCCUGGGCCAAAGCAACCUCCCCAAAAUGACAGUGCCACCUCCGUGCAAGUGGUCAAUGGGGAAGAAGAGACCUUCUCAGCUGAAGAAGCAUCGUUUAGUGAUCAGCCGGUGUUUUUUAGAGAAUUUAGAUUCACAUCAGAAGUUCCCAUUCGACUUGAUUAUCAUGGCAAACACGUAUCAAUGGAUCAGGGUACAUUAGCUGGGAUUUUGAUUGGUCUGGCCCAGUUAAACUGCUCUGAACUAAAGCUGAAGAGACUUUUCUAUCGGCAUGGUUUGCUAGGUGUUGACAAACUGUUCGCAUAUGCGAUCACCGAAUGGCUUACUGACAUUAAGAAGAACCAGCUACCAGGAAUCUUGGGAGGUGUUGGGCCUAUGCAUUCCCUGGUACAAUUAGUCCAAGGCCUGAAGGACUUGGUCUGGUUACCAAUUGAGCAGUACCGGAAGGAUGGCCGCAUCGUCAGAGGAUUUCAGAGAGGCGCUGCCUCUUUUGGCACCUCAACUGCGAUGGCUGCUCUGGAACUCACCAACAGGAUGGUUCAGACCAUACAGGCAGCAGCAGAGACCGCCUAUGACAUGGUGUCUCCUGGUACCCUUGCCAUCGAGCCCAAGAAGGUCAGAAGGUUCCCUCAUCACCGGCUAGCCCACCAGCCAGUGGACCUGAGGGAAGGCGUGGCCAAGGCCUACAGCGUGGUGAAGGAGGGACUCACAGACACGGCUCAGACCAUUUACGAAACCGCAGCUCGGGAACACGAGAGCAGAGGGGUCACGGGCGCCGUGGGCGAGGUCCUGCGCCAGAUCCCUCCGGCGGUGGUGAAGCCUCUGAUUGUUGCCACAGAAGCCACCUCGAACGUCUUGGGCGGCAUGAGAAACCAGAUGAGACCAGAUGUUCGGCAAGACGAAUCCCAGAAGUGGCGCCACGGGGAAGACUGACAUUUUGGACGGGGUUCUUGGAGACGCUGACGAGGCUGGAAAUAAGGAGCAUGGUGUCCCACUGGCAGCUUUGGAGGCAACUCAUUUACUUUUAUUGUGCUCAUCUCAGGAACAAAACCAUUUCAUAGUUACAUGAUUUAGUAUCAAAACAACAUGCAGCCAGAACCCUUUGACAUUUUAGGGCUAGUGUGGUACUUGCCUGUAGAAGUGUUUGGUGGCUGGUGUCCAAAGUCUGUCAAGCAUUUGCUGCCGAGUUAGUGGAGUGCUUGCUUUUGUUAAAGUGACUGUCAUUUACCUUGUUACAGAUGCGCUCGUUCAGAACCUCCUCUGACAGUACAGAGUGCUCAAAAACAUUGGUGCCCUUUGAAAGCAUUAUUUACGUUGCUCCAAGGAGUCACUUUUUCUCCAGGUUUAAAACGAAUCACAGCUCUGAAACUUUCAUUGAAAAUGAGAGACUGAAGCCACAGGGAAAGUAAAGCAAAUAGGGUUUUCAGUAUAAAUACCAGUGAGGAAAAAACAACCUGGUCUGUCGAGUUUAGUGUUCAUGCACUUGAGAACGUCGCUCCCAUUUAUUCAGAAAAUCCUUCCGUGGGAGCUGGAGAACCUGAAUGUCACAGACUUGUUCUGUUGUGUUGCACUUUAUCCUGUGUGUGUGUGUGUGUGUGUGUGUGUGUGGUGUGUGUGUGUGUGUGCUGCGUGUAGAUUAAUGUGCUAUAUUCCGUAUGUAAUUUACAGAGUCACACAAAAUACAAAGAAGAGUAAGCCUGAAGGUUUUUGGCAAAGGAAGGUAACUCAAAUGUAAUAACUUUCAUUUAUCUGAGUGUAAAUGAAAAAUGUGUGUAUUCGUGAACUGGGGCCCAUGUAAUUGUUUCUGUGUUCCGUUUUAAGCAGGAAUGGUGUAAGCUUAUUGGGAACGUGUGGAAAGGGAGAUUGGAAGUGAUUUUUACGCUUUUGAAAUUAACCAAAAAUCCUCCACAUGCGCCCUAGUCAGCUAUUUCGAAGUACCAUUUUUACUUGGUUAACAGUGUACAUUUUGAUAACCUGUCAGGAAUGAAUAAAAUAUUUUUAUUUAAAGGUGAAAUUGUUUUAUGCUUCCAUGAAUAUUUUGCUUUUCUUAGAACAUAUUCGUAGAUGCAAUACUAGGAUUUAUUCCAAGAUCCUUGGGAACACUUUUCUCAAAAUUGAUUUUGGUUAAUAUCAAGCAAAUCAUUACCUAGGAAUGAGAGGGAAACUGUUCUCAAGAACUUAGUCUCUGACUUUCUUUAGCAGAAAGAAAAUUUAGGACUUUGUAUUCAUGCACUGUUUAAAGGUUCAUGAAGUGAUUUCUCAUUUUCUAAAGCGAGGGGAAUGUCGCCGAGAUGAAUGAAUUUGCAUUUCAGAACUGCAUUUCAGUUUGGGGUUGGAAGAUGCCAUUGAACCAGUUUCAUUCUCUAAACUUUCUAAACAAGAAAACAAUGUAACCCAAAAGUCUGAACAUUUAAAAUUUAUAAAAUUAUGUUAAAUGGCAUUCAGUUUUAUUUCGUUUCCUUUUUACUGCUAAAAGACUUACAAGGACAGUGCUCAGAAAACCCCCUGUUGAAGCCUCCCAGGACUGCGUUACUCUGCGCCAGUGAGACGGAGGCCCGUGGAACGCGGUCCUGAAUGAACGCCGGCCAUGCUGAUACCACAUGACGCCUCGGCCUGCUUCGCGGACGCCUGCCAACCACUCUCACGUCGACCCCAGGAUUUUCCCUAAUACUGGAACAUGCUGGGUAUAUUAUCUGUGAUGAUUAAACAAAAUGAAAAACACUUGCUCUAA